AUGGCUGCGGCGGGCGGCUGGGGCCGGAGCCGGGGCGCUGUGCUGCUGCUCCUCUUCUCGCUCUCCCGCCGCCCGCCCGCCGGCGCCGCCUGGCUGCUGGGGCUGCGGCCCGAGGACACGGCCCCGGGCAGGGUCUCGCUGGAGGCCGGCGCGCUGGGGGCGGUGGAGGGGGCCACCUUCCGGCUGCGCCUCUACUUCCAGCCGCCGCCCGAGGGGAACGGCAGCCGCGGGCCGCCCGGCGCGGAGAGCGAGCCCCGCCUGGUCUUCAUCGAGGAGCCGCCGGCGGGCGCGGGCGCGGUCCCGGUCCCGGCGCCCGGGGAGCGCUGCCCGCCGCAGAGCGCCUGGGCCUCGGACGUGGAGGUGCUGGGCCCGCUGCAGCCGGGCGGCGCGGCCGGCUCCGCCCUGGUGCGGGUGCGAGUGCGGGAGCCGCGCAAGGGGGAGCCCGGGGCCGGGCCGCGCGGGCGGCUCUUCUCGCUCUGCGCCUGGGACGGGCGCGCCUGGCAGCACCACGGCGCGGCGGGCGGCUUCCUGCUGCGGGUGCGGCGGGCGGCGCGGGAGCCCUGGCUGCUCGGGCCGCUGCCGGAGGCGGGCUGGCUCCGGGCCCUGGGGGCGCUGCUCCUGCUGGGGCUGUCGGCGCUGUUCAGCGGCCUGCGCCUGGCGCUGCUGUCGCUGGACCCGCUGGAGCUCCGCGUGCUGCGCAACAGCGGCUCGGCCGCGGAGCAGGAGCAGGCGCGCCGCGUCCAGGCGGUGCGGGGCCACGGCGGCACCUACCUGCUCUGCACCCUGCUGCUAGGCCAGGCCGGGGCCAACGCGGCGCUGGCCGGCUGGCUGUGCGCAUCCCUGCCCGGCCAGGGCCCGGCGCCGGCCGGCUGGGUGCAGGGCGUGCCCUGGCUGCCCGUGCUGCUCUGCACCGGCGCCGUCUUCCUGGGCGGCGAGGUGCUGCCCUACUCGGUGUGUUCCCGGCACGGGCUGGCCAUGGCCUCGCACACGCUCUGCCUCACCCGCCUGCUGAUGGCCGCCGCCUUCCCGCUCUGCUACCCGCUGAGCCGGCUGCUGGACUGGGCGCUGCGCCAGGAGCUCAGCACCUUCUCCACCCGCGAGCGCCUGCUGGAGACGCUGCGCGCCGCCGACCCGCACAGCGACCUGGUGCGGGCGGAGCUGGCCAUGGUGCAGGGCGCGCUGGAGCUGCGCACCAAGGCGGUGGAGGACGUGCUCACCCCGCUGGCCGACUGCUUCCUGCUGCGCUCCGACGCCCUGCUGGACUUCGCCACCGUCUCCGAGAUCCUGCGCUCCGGCUACACCCGCAUCCCGGUCUACGAGGGCGACCGGCGGGACAACAUCGUGGACCUGCUCUUCGUCAAGGACCUGGCCUUCGUGGACCCGGCCGACUGCACCCCGCUGCAGACCGUCACCCGCUUCUACCGCCGGCCGCUGCACUGGGUCUUCAGCGACAGCCGCCUGGACACGCUGCUGGAGGAGUUCAAGAAGGGUAAAUCGCACCUGGCCAUCGUGCAGCGGGUGAACAACGAAGGGGAAGGAGACCCGUUCUAUGAGGUGAUGGGGAUCGUCACGCUGGAGGAUGUCAUUGAAGAGAUCAUCAAGUCCGAGAUCCUGGAUGAGACAGACCUUUACACAGACAACCGAAAGAAGGAGAGGGCGCUGCACCAAGGCAGGAAGCCGCACGACUUCUCCAUCUUCAGGCUCUCAGACAGUGAGAUGAAGGUGAAGAUCUCCCCUCAGCUGCUGCUGGCCGCGCACCGCUUCAUGGCAUCAGAAAUCGAACCCUUCAAAUCUCCCUGCCUCUCGGAGAAGAUCCUGCUGAGGCUCCUCAAACACCCCAACGUCAUCCAGGAGCUGAAGUACGACCAUAAGAACAAGCAGGCCGUGGAGCACUAUCUCUACCAGCGCAACCGGCCUGUGGACUACUUCGUCCUCAUCCUGCAGCCACAGGGGCACUGUGGGAAUGAUGCUAGAGUACCAAGCGUGCAGGCAUUUUGUGCCACCUUUGGGCAGAAAUCUCCCCUGCUCAGCCCAGGCAGGACCUUUUUGGUGCCCGUCUCAGUGUCCCGUACCUUCGCCGUCAGCAGAGGGGAAUCCCUGGCUGGCUCCCCAGUAAACCAAUCGCCAUCUCGCUGCAGCGGGCUGAAUCGCUCCGAAUCCCCAAGCCGGGAACGCAACGACUACGGGGACAGCAACACCCAGCUCUACAGCAGCAGCAACAACAUCUACACGCCCGACUACUCUGUGCGCAUCCUCUGCGACGUGCAGUUCGUCAAGAUCACCCGGCAGCAGUACCAGAACGCACUGGCAGCCAGCCGCAUGGACAGCUCACCCCAGUCCCCCGACAUGGAGGCGUUCAAUGAUGGCAACUCCACCAAGGCCCCGACGGCCCGGGGGACCCCACAGACCCCGAAGGAGGACCCCACCCCCACCCUCCUGAACGAGAGGAACAGCAUCAUUUGCAGCCGGUCAGACGGGCUCCGCAGCCCCAACGACUCCAUGUUCCUCCGCGUGGAGGGAAUCCCCUUCAUCAGGGAGGAACUGGCAGACAACGAGGAGAACAGCAAGCGGCAGGCCAGCGAAUGCUGUGACAUCACCCUGGAGCCGGAGAGCCCGAACAGAGAGACAGCGAGCGGCACCGAGGAGACCCUGGGCAAGAAGCUGCUGAGGACACUGAGUGGGCGGAAGAGGAGGCAGUCCCCAGAUGGCGAGACGACGCCGGAGGAGAAUUCCAACCGAGCGCCGUUAAUCACCUGAGCGGCAGCGUGGCUGGAGCGCGGCGCUGGAGUCCCAUGUAGCCUGGAGGUCUGCAGCAUGAGAGCCUCCUGCGCGCGUCGUGUGCGACAGCAGCGGGUCUGCACGCCGCUGCCUGCCCACCCAACACCUGCCCUCCCUCCAGGAUGUGCGUAGAGCCCCAGGCGAGAAAGGCAAGGCCCCCAGCUGGGACUGAAGCAGAGGCGGCAGCCCUAGACUUGCCAGGAAGCCAGGGCCCGUGGCCGGCUGCUGCCAGGCGUUCCGUCUCAAAGAGGAGAAGAAGAGAAAGACAGAAGUGGCAGUGCCUGGGGCGUGGUUCCCCUGCAGCAAGAAGCAGGGAGAGGCGGCCCAGCUCAGGCUGCCCAGAGCAUCAUUUCAUACUUUACAGCAGCUCCCAGCCCCUUUUGAGUCAGGGCCCCAUAGCACUGGGCGCUGCAGCCAUAACGAGAUGUGGCUCCUGCCCCAAGGAGCGCCAUGCUCCGGGCAAUGCCCAUCCCCUCCCACCACACACAGUGUGACACUCAGGAGGCCCCUGCACGUUUGUGCAGUGACAGUCAAAACCUGCCCUCGCACUUCAGUCUGUCCCCCCGGGAGCAGUGAACUGCCCAUCCCACAGGCACUGGCCAGGUGUGGGCCUCAGGCCCCGCCCAGCGCCGAGUAUAUCCGUCCCCCCACCCAGGGAAAGGGACGCUCAGAGCUGCGCUUCAACCACCAUGGCCCUGCGACAGGCCUCAGCUCAGAGCCACAUGGUGGCAUCAGAAUGUUACAGAGUUUUAAAUCGCGGCUAUGGAGGCUGAAUGCAAUGUAGAUCCUUUACAUUAAA
Messenger RNA from Terrapene triunguis (Three-toed box turtle), 3577 nucleotides. It is a transcript of the gene CNNM1, whose product is annotated as cyclin and CBS domain divalent metal cation transport mediator 1. NCBI's taxonomy places the organism in Eukaryota, Metazoa, Chordata, Testudines, Emydidae. The coding region runs from base 1 to 2757 and encodes 918 amino acids. The record is from RefSeq and is a predicted model, not a curated record. The transcript has 12 exons. Gene Ontology annotation, cellular component: plasma membrane. Gene Ontology annotation, molecular function: transmembrane transporter activity. Gene Ontology annotation, biological process: magnesium ion homeostasis; transport.